AUGGCCUGGAGUUUCCAGGGGAGAGUCCAGCUCGGGGGACUGUUCCUUUCUUUCCUUGGCUGGGUGUGUUCGUGUAUCACUACCAUCCUGCCCCGGUGGAAGACGCUCAAUCUGGACCUGAAUGAAAUGGAGACCUGGAUCAUGGGGCUCUGGGAAGCCUGUGUGGAUCAGGAGGAGGUGGGCACUGUGUGCAAGGCCUUCGAGUCCUUCCUGUCUCUGCCCCGGGAACUCCAGGUAUCUCGAAUCCUUAUGGUGGCUUCCCAUGGCCUGGGGCUGCUGGGGCUUCUGCUCUCUGGCUGUGGCUCUGAAUGCUUCCAGUUUCGCAGGGUCGGAUGGGUUUUCAAAAGGCGGCUCUGCCUUCUAGGAGGGACUCUGGAGGCAUCCGCUUCAGCCACGACGCUUGUUCCAGUCUCCUGGGUAGCCUAUGCCACCAUCAGAGACUUCUGGGAUGCUAGUGUCCCCGAUAUUGUACCCCGGUGGGAGUUUGGAGAUGCUCUCUAUCUGGGCUGGGCUGCUGGUGUUUUCAUGGCUCUUGGUGGGCUACUCUUCAUCUUCUCUGCCUGUCUGGAAAAAGAUGUGCCUGUUCCUUGGAUGGCUGAUCCCACAGCCCCCCCAGCCUGUGCUCCAGCGGAGGAAUUUGAUGGUUCCGUCUACCUUGCAACACGAGCUACAAACCUGGCCAUCUAG
Messenger RNA from Perognathus longimembris pacificus (Pacific pocket mouse), 687 nucleotides. It is a transcript of the gene Cldn25, whose product is annotated as claudin 25. The record is from RefSeq and is a predicted model, not a curated record. Gene Ontology annotation, molecular function: structural molecule activity. Bases 1 to 687 code for a protein of 228 amino acids. Gene Ontology annotation, biological process: cell adhesion; bicellular tight junction assembly. The transcript has a single exon. Gene Ontology annotation, cellular component: plasma membrane; bicellular tight junction. Lineage: Eukaryota; Metazoa; Chordata; Mammalia; Rodentia; Heteromyidae.